Amblyraja radiata (thorny skate) is the source of this 549-nucleotide messenger RNA. RefSeq names its product IgG receptor FcRn large subunit p51-like. The annotation marks the transcript as partial. The record is from RefSeq and is a predicted model, not a curated record. NCBI's taxonomy places the organism in Eukaryota, Metazoa, Chordata, Chondrichthyes, Rajiformes, Rajidae. The transcript is spliced from 5 exons.
CCUCUCCCCACAGUUCAGCCCGAGGUGAGCAUCUUCCUGUCGGGGGACGGGAGCCGCGUGUGGUGUUUCACCACGGGCUUCUACCCGCGCUCCAUCGAGGUGAACCUGGUGCGGGACGGCCUGGUCCUGGGUGAGAGCCGCUCCCACGGGACGCUGCCCAACCACAACGGCACCUUCCAGCAGAGCCGCUGGGCCCACGUGGAGCCCGGGGACACGGCCCCGCUCUCCUGUCGUGUGGAGCACCCGGGGCUGUCCGAGCCCCUCGAGGUCUUCCUGGUCCGCAAGUCCAGCAUCAAGAUGCCGCUCAUUGCAGUGCUCGUUGUCCUGGCGGUGCUGGCGGUGGCCAUGGGCGGAGUCCUCUACUGGAAGAAGAGACAAGCGGGGACCACCGGCUACAAUCCCACCCUGUCCUGGGUGCGAGGGGAACAUUCAUCAAACUCCUCUGAUACAGCCUGAGGGCCGCCGGUACAGAAGCGUCAGUGGAGAACGGGCUAAUUUUCCGGGGGUUCUGGUUUAGGACGGAUGGGGAAGCGCCACCUGUAAUCGUGG